AAAAAAACCUCUUUUGAUAAACAGACUGGUCCCACAAACCAUUCUCUCCGUAACUCCAUUCCGCUCCGUGUGGGCGGCGUUACAUAAUGUUGUUUUGUCGCUAUUCACAAGAAUACUUAAAUGUUCUUAACUAAAAUAAAACAAGACACCACACACGCGGGCGGGCAGGCGGACUCCCACGACUCGACCUAGCCUCGAGUAGCGAGCGGCAAUCUGAAGAAAUUAUUGGUGUAUUUGGUGUGAAUUGCCAGAUCAAUAACAACGCAUCCUCGGAAGAUUUUCCCGCCGUAGAAAAACGUGGCAGUAUAGUCGCUGUAUUACGCCACGGCACACGAGGGUAUGCGAAACGCCCGCACAGUCACGCCGAUUCUUCUAAACAUGUUUGGACAAAAAAUAAAGCAUUAAAGGAAUGUGACAGCCGAAUCGUUUUUUAUUGGUAACGGUUCGCCGACAUUUCCUCCCUUUUUUGUCUGGGAAUGACAUUGCCAGCAUCAGAUAUAUAAAGGAGAAGAAAGGAAGAUACUAAAAAAAAAAAAAAAAAGAUCGUUGAGCACGUGGUGAUGUUGUUCUACUGCAAUAGUUGCUCCCGAGAGCGAUAUUGACUCUUGGACAAGUAAUUAUGUUUGAUUUGUUGAAAUAACAGGUGAAUCGACCAAGAAAAUAUAUUGCACAUACUUCGAAACUGGAUUCGUUGUUUGGGAUUUCGCUCUUCUCGGAGUCGGAGGAGCAGAAAUGAUCGAAAGAGAGAGAAAGGGAGAGAGAAAGCGAGAGGAUCCCAGGAGCUAAAAUAGCGGUUUUUAAAAAGCGUUUUCACUUGAAAUAAAACGGCAAACGCUUGUAUUGUGAAUUAGGCUCUACAUCGGCGCUGGGAAAAGAAGUUUUCUCUUGGUUUUUUGUUUGUUUUGUUUUUUGGUUGCAGUUUUUUUUUAAUUUUGUUGGUUCCCAUUGCGAAAAGCUGUUCACGGAUUAUCGUUAACACCAUGAAAUGACUUGGAUGUAUUUCUCUAGCAGCACCAACAUCCAGAGUAGGAGUAUUUAUGGAAGAUGAUACAUGCUUGGAAGAUUUCUGCCAUCAUGGUGAUAAUAUAUAAAAUAUCUGCGGCAGAUGUGGCUAAGACUCCCGUGACGUCGUCCCCCGUACCACUUCCAAGCUUUCUGGCCACCAAGACCAACUUCACGUUCAGAGAGGGAGAUCUCGCGAGACUCGAGUGCUCUGUUGAUAACCUCAGUACCAAGAAGGUAAUAUGGCGCCGUAAGUCGGACCCGAACCCACUGACUAUCGGGAGGCGGACGUUCGUGGAGGACACGCGGGUGCUGGUGGAGCACGCACCCCUCCAGAGAGAGUGGAAUCUGCUGAUCAAGCACGUGCGCAUCGAUGACGCCGGAAUGUACGAGUGUCAAGUGAGCUCACGUCACAAACGUCUCCGCUGGUUGGUCAGACUGAACGUCAUACGUAAGUUUCGUCUUACUUCUAUAUAGUCGUGUCUGUAUCUGU
Messenger RNA from Gigantopelta aegis, 1495 nucleotides. RefSeq names its product lachesin-like. The transcript is spliced from 3 exons. Gene Ontology annotation, biological process: synapse organization. The record is from RefSeq and is a predicted model, not a curated record. Bases 1045 to 1479 code for a protein of 144 amino acids. Gene Ontology annotation, cellular component: neuron projection membrane. Lineage: Eukaryota; Metazoa; Mollusca; Gastropoda; Neomphalida; Peltospiridae.